Neltuma alba is the source of this 1234-nucleotide messenger RNA. Its product is annotated as chaperone protein DnaJ 2-like. The coding region runs from base 273 to 752 and encodes 159 amino acids. The record is from RefSeq and is a predicted model, not a curated record. Lineage: Eukaryota; Viridiplantae; Streptophyta; Magnoliopsida; Fabales; Fabaceae. The transcript has 5 exons.
GCAUUUUCCUUUCCAGAACUCCCAAUGACUCUCUUCUCCUUAUAAAAAUACCCAGCCAUCUCCAUGGCUCCUUGCUUGUUUCCUUUCUUUCGUCAGUAACACAACCAGGGACUUCAAGUGUGAGAUUUGAAUAGCUCGGUGGCUUUUACGGUCAUAGAUUAUGCCUUUCCAUGGUUUUAUGUGAUUAACAAGUUGUUAGCUUGGUUGAUAGAUUUUGAUGAACUUCUCGUUUAGCCGAAUUGGAAGCUUGUGAGUUGAAAAACUGAAGAUAAAUGGAGAUUGGUAGGGGAGGGUCGUCGUUCUCUUAUUAUACCAUUCUUGGUAUUAGUUCAGAUUCAACCAGUACAGAAAUAAGGAGAGCUUAUCGCAAGCUUGCUCUGCAAUGGCAUCCAGACAGGUGGACAAGAACGCCUUCUUUGUUGAGUGAAGCCAAACAGAAAUUUCAACAAAUUCAAGAAGCUUAUUCAGUUCUAUCAGACCACAAGAAAAGAACAGUGUACGAUGCAGGGUUAUAUGAUCCUGAAGACGAAGAUGAGGGAUUUUCUGAAUUUAUGGAAGAGAUGGUGUCUCUCAUGGCUCAAGUGAGGAGGGAGGAAAAGGAUUAUUACAGUAUGGAGGAGUUACAGAGCAUGUUUACUGAGAUGGCUCAAGAUUUCAAUCAGUCACCUUCAUGGCGUUGCGGCGCCUCCGUUAUUGAUGAGUCCCCUCAAUCCGCAAAGAGGAUCCGUUUGGAAAAACAUGGGAGAACCUAAUACUAAAUGUAAUACCUACACGCUAUCUCACUUGAAUUGCAAUUCAAUACAAUUGUUGAUGCCAGUCUUCUUCUGGCUUGCUUGUUGAAAAUUUUGCUCCAAUGUGGCGGUGGUGAUGAUGAAGAGGAUGAAGAACAUGUGGCCUUCGAGAGUGAUUCUGAAGUCAGAAACCUGAAAUGGAAUGUAAAUGAAGAACUCACAUUUUCGACCUAUAGGCCAUUGGAUUGUAAUUGUUAGCGCCUGUUUUGUUAUGAGAAUAGGAUGGAAGUGAUUUUGUUUGUUUCUGGAGAUUUUGAUGAACAUUUUGCUGAGAGAAAGGUUUAGGGAAAUUUGCUGAAUUCUAUUUUUGGUUUGGGUUUUGGCAGUGAGUGCUUGCUUGUUUGAAAUGAUGCUCAUUUCUAAGUUUCUGAUUUGGUGUUAUGUAUUACGUACACACAAGAUUAAGAGGAAAUAUCUUUGUUCAGAGCUUGUUAAUGUGCUUA